CAUACAGCCAGAGGCUUCCGCAAUGUCAGGACGGAACGGAUAUAAACAGGAUAAAGUUGCCUUUUUUGUUAAAAGAAGUCUUCAGUAAUGCUUCAUAUUGCAUCAGACAAGAAUGACCAUCAGUUCAGAAACCAUGGACAUGGACCAAAACCACAAACAAAAACCCAUGGUUUAUCAGAAGUUGGAAAGUAUAAUGCAGGAAAUGCAGCAUCCCAAAACUGGAGUUCCUGUCAAGAGUCAGAAAACAUUUCUGUCAACAAUCCCAUCAGUGUUUACAGGUUAUGACUUGGUAACUUGGCUUCGCCACCGUCUGAACAUCCCUGAGGACGAAACCCAGGAUGCACUUCACCUUGCCACCAUUCUCUGCCAGUAUGGCUACCUAUUUCCUGUUACUGAUGCAAAAAAUCACACAGUUAAAGGGGACAUCUCACUGUACAGAUUUCAGUGUCCAUUUUACUGGCCGUCACAAAACAUGGAGCCGGACAAUGUUACUUAUGCAAUCUACUUGACAAAGAGAUCUUCAAGAAAUAAACAGAAGCAUGGUCUGGAUGAACAUGAACAGACUGCAUUCAACAAACUGCAGAAAAUGCUAGUUGACAAAUGGGAGAUGAUUCGUGCUCAGGCUCAGGAACAAAUCAGAAUCGCCAAAGACCGGAAGAAGAUGGACAAGCGGAUUCACGACAGUCAGGAGAGAGCGUUCUGGAAGAUCCAUCGUCCUCCGCCAGGUCAGAUGAAGUUUGUAGAAGAGGGAGCCAAGAGGAACUUCCAACCCCAUCAAAUACGACAAAGAAAGAAAAACAAAGAUUUUCUCCUAAGAGAGAUAAACUAUUUACGGAAUGCAGUUAAUAGGAGUAGAAUAAGAACUUCGAAAGCCAUAGAAACUUACUUGUUGUGGUUUGAGCACUAUGAAGACAACGACCCGUUUAUAACGUCAGUAAAACCCUCCAACCCAUGGAUGAGUGACGAUACAACAUUCUGGGAUCUCUGCAACGACUACAUCGAAACUCCAACUGAGAGACGCGUGAAGAGAUGGGCGAUUAGUUUCCAUGAGCUGCUGAAUGAUGCCACUGGGCGUGAGGAGUUUGAGAAGUUCCUCAAGAAGGAGUACAGCCAGGAAAACAUCCGCUUCUGGAAGGCGUGCGAGGACCUCAAGUUCUGUCCGCAGUCAGAGGUGCGGGCAAGAAUUGAACAAAUUUACUUAGAAUUUCUCACCCACGGAUCAGCCCAUGAAGUUAAUUUGGAUGGAAAGACGAUGGAAAUAGUUCAGAAGUAUCUCAAAGAAAAUAGAAACUACAGGUUUACAUUUGAGGCAGCCCAGGAACAUAUCUUUUUGCUAAUGAAGAAAGACAGCUACGCUCGCUUUCUCCGAUCUGACCAAUAUAAAGCACUGCUGGUAAAUGCUAUUCAACCCGAAGGCAAGAAAAAGUUCUUCAACUUUGGCUCGAGUCGUAAGAAGAACCUAACGCCGAGUCCCCAGCCAAACCGACGGAGUAGUGGGGGAGGAGAUUCAGCUGACGGCUCCUCCAAUGUCGCACACCACUCCUACAGCACCGGAAACCUGAAAGAUCUCGACGAUAAGGUCGUGAUAAUGAGAAAAGAACAGAAUUCUUCGGAUUCUAGUUUACCGCGGUGGUAUCUUUCCAGUGAAUCGUCGUCUCCGCUGAUGCAUCGGAAGUCAAAGGCCGAGAGCCCUCGCAGGAGCAAGCUCGAAGUACCAAAGCAUCUUUCAGUUAACUUUGGGGAGACCUCCAAAGGGGAUGCACCGACCUGCUUGGCACUUGCUGUUCCCACAAAGACUAAUAUUGUAGCACCUUGGGAUGGGCCGGAGUAGACAAGAGUUCCGCAGAUCAAAUGCUAAUUAUUGAGAGCUGCAAAGUGUUCUUUCACUGUAGUGUGCGAUGGCCUGCCUCGACGAAACACGUGUAUAUAGACAGUUGUAGGCACAUGCAAAAUAUUGUUGAAUAAAACAUAAGUUAAAAAUUGAUUAGUUAUAUGUAUGUAUGUAUGUAUGUAUGUAUGUAUAUAUAAUAUAUUUACUGCCAUUGCCCACAGCUAGCGUUACAAUAAGAUGUAGAACUCGGUGUCAGACUUAGGGCUAAGGAAGAAACUGAAAUCACUUGGGUUGCAUGCUUUAGAGGUCUUUGCUGUGCUUAGAAGUCCCAUUGGAAGUUUGAUCUCAAAGGAUGAAACCAAAAGUUCCACUGGAUUGAAUAGUCCCAUUACUUAAAGAUUUCCAUUCUACAGACUAGGACCAGAGACUCCUGUUUUUAAAGGCUGUGACUUAAGUUAUAAAUGACUACGGGUCUUAAGUACCUGUAGUUCAUUUCUGAAGGCUGGAAGAUCCCACUCAGCAAAAUUGAAUGAGACUAAAUAGGUUCAACACUUGAAGUUUAAUUGUUAAACAGAAAGACAAUAAUAGUCCCACUGCUAGGAGUUUAAUUCUAAAAACUGGGACUAAAUAGUAGUCCUGCCACUUGGCGAUAAUUCUAAAGACUGACUAAAUAGUAGUCCUACUGCUAGAAGUUCAGUUCUUAAGGUACAAAUGUAAAUACUGAAUAUUGAGCCCACUGCUGGCAUUUUGAUUCUAAAGACUAGAACCAAAUAGUAUUGCUACUUCAUGAAGUUUAAUUCUAAAGACUAGAACCAAAUAGUAUUGCCACUUCAUGAAGUUUAAUUCUAAAGACUAGAACCAAAUAGUAUUGCUACUUCAUGAAGUUUAAUUCUAAAGACUAGAACCAAAUAGUAUUGCUACUUCAUGAAGUUUAAUUCUAAAGACUAGAACCUAAUUCUAAAGACUAGAACCAAAUAGUAAUUCUGCUUCUUGAAGUUUGAUUCUAAAGACUAGAACCAAAUAGUAAUUCUGCUUCUUGAAGUUUGAUUCUAAAGACUGUGACUAAAUAAUACUGCUACUUCUUGCAGUUUAAUUCUAAAGACUGACUAAAUAAUACUGCUACUUGGAGUUUAUUUCUAAAGACUGACUAAAUAAUACUGCUACUUGGAGUUUAUUUCUAAAGACUGUGACUAAAUAGUAGUUGUACUCCAGGGCCUCAUUUUGACGAAGCAAUCAUUGCACUACCUUAUGGACUUAAGACGAUCUUAGUGCAAAGAUCGCCUUGUAAAACUGUGCCCAUGAGUUUAAUUUUAAAUCAAUUGAAAGUGGGGACUCCAUACUUGAAGUGUAACACUAAAGGUUGGGUUGGAAAACUUGAAUUUCAAUUCUAAAGUUUUGGACAUAAUGAUCUAAACCAAAAGCCUUUGUGGAAGAACUUGGAUAACCGUAUAUAUAUUAUUUCUGAUUUUAGCCAUGUAUGUCCUGAGACUGGCACCGACACUGAUGAAAGUACUGUAAUAUGCUUAGGCUGUUAUCUUGUAAUAUUUCACUCAUACCAUGCGUUGCAAUUCAAUGUGAUAUUUUAUUCUAGAUGUCUGUUUGAUAAAUACAUUGGUUUGUCUGGA
Molecule: messenger RNA, 3456 nt
Organism: Gigantopelta aegis
Lineage: Eukaryota; Metazoa; Mollusca; Gastropoda; Neomphalida; Peltospiridae
Product: regulator of G-protein signaling 7-like
Exons: 16
Coding region: 113-1831 (572 amino acids)
Biological process (GO): G protein-coupled receptor signaling pathway; regulation of G protein-coupled receptor signaling pathway; intracellular signal transduction
Source: RefSeq, a predicted model, not a curated record